This is a messenger RNA of Alternaria novae-zelandiae, 1212 nucleotides long. RefSeq lists its product as uncharacterized. The transcript has 3 exons. Gene Ontology annotation, molecular function: catalytic activity. Lineage: Eukaryota; Fungi; Ascomycota; Dothideomycetes; Pleosporales; Pleosporaceae. Bases 1 to 1212 code for a protein of 403 amino acids. The record is from RefSeq and is a predicted model, not a curated record. Gene Ontology annotation, biological process: branched-chain amino acid catabolic process; response to nutrient.
AUGGCUGCUAGAACACCAUCCAUCCGGGCAUUAUCGCGCUAUCUGCUUCGCCCGCAAGCACCACUCCGGCCCCGCUGUCAACACCACCUUCAACGCAAACAAUACUCCUCGGCAGCACCCGGCGCACGCCUCAAUGGCACAGUAGAGUACGAUGCGACACCCAUUCUCCACCACACCGCCAAAUCCUCUCUCGCGAACCCCGAGUUCCCUGCAGACAUACAAAAGGGUCAGACAAAACGCAUAAACCUUUACACCGCCGUCAACGAGGCACUACGAUAUGCUUUGCAAACAGAUGAACGCGUCAUGGUGUUUGGUGAAGAUGUGCAGUUUGGUGGUGUCUUCCGGUGCACCAUGAACCUGGCUGGGGACUUUGGCACCGAACGCGUCUUCAACACUCCCUUGAGCGAGCAGGGCCUGGUGGGAUUUGCUAUCGGAGCCGCUGCAGAGGGCAUGAAGCCAGUAGCAGAAGUCCAAUUUGCAGAUUACGUCUUCCCUGCCUUCGACCAAAUACACAAUGAGGCAGCCAAGUACAGAUACCGGUCGGGGAGCACUGGCGUCAACUGUGGAGGACUAGUCAUCCGCAUGCCAUCAGGCAGUGUCGGACAUGGCGCACUAUACCACACACAGUCCCCAGAAGCCCUCUUCACCCACACGCCCGGUCUACGCGUCGUAAUACCCCGCUCACCCGUCCAGGCCAAAGGCCUCCUCCUCUCCGCGAUACGCUGUCAAGACCCCGUCAUAUUCAUGGAGCCCAAGAUACUGUACCGCGCUGCUGUCGAGCACGUACCCGUUGACGCGUUCUACCUUCCGCUCGACAAGGCUGAAGUCCUCAAGACUGGCAAGGACGUCACGAUCGUUUCGUACGGCACACCGCUAUACACAUGCUCAGCCGCGAUAGCAGCAGCAGAGAAGGACUUCGGUUGCAGCGUUGAGCUGAUAGAUCUGCGGACGAUAUACCCCUGGGACCGAGAGACGGUUCUAGAAAGCGUGAAGAAGACUGGACGGGCGAUUGUAGUACAUGAGAGUAUGAUGAAUGCUGGUGUUGGUGCUGAGGUCGCUGCUACGAUUCAGGAGAAGGCUUUCCUUCGGUUAGAGGCGCCUGUGAAGAGAGUGACGGGGUGGGCGACACAUACCGGGCUCAUGUUCGAGCAAUUCGUUAUUCCGGAUGUUACUAGGGUUUACGAUGCGAUCAAAAAGACCAUAGACUAUUGA